CUUAUCUGGGAGAUUUUUUUUUCCCCCCAAGCAAAGCAUGAACAGUUGUUAAGUGGAAAAUGGAGGCUGAAUUUUACAUGGCGAUUCUUACCUGCUUAAUCUUUGGGAAUUCAGAGGGGUUUCAGAUUGUCCAUGUCCAUAAACAAGAGUGCCUUUCCAAAAAUAAGAGAGUGGUGGUGGGUUUGUGCAAUGGGACCAGCCAGAACCAGCAGUGGAUGUGGACUGAGGAUGGAAAACUCCUUCAUGUUAAAUCUGCUCUGUGCCUGGGCAUCUCCAGCUCUUCUCGUGGCCCUUCCCUACCAGCUGUCUCUACCCACUGCUACCAGGCACCCCGAUGGACUUGCCAUGAGCAGGAAGGGUUCCUUGAGGUGGAAAAUACCUCUCUCUUUCUCAAGAAACAAGGCUCCAAGGUAGUGGUCAAGAAGGACAGGAAAUACCUCCAUAGCUGGAUGAAAAUUGAUGUCAACAAGGAGGGAAAACCAGUGAAUGGAAGCCUCUGCUUAAAAAAAGCUGGCCUGGGAGCAGAAGUUUCGGUAAGGAGCGCUAGAAACACGGCUCCACCCCAAAUCCCCACCACUUUUAAUGCAGUUCCGUAUAGCCCGGAACACCUUAUUAGGAAUACCACAGAGGCCUUCACCAGAAGUACAACAGAACACGACAGCCGCCACAGCAGACAGACACAGCACCCCAGUCUGCAGACGACUGGAAUGACUGAGACAUCUUGGGUCCCCUGGACUACUCGGCCCUUCUCCAGCACCACUGAAGAGGCUGGUCUGGGGGAGCCAGUGAGAUGUAACGUCACCCUGACAGAGUCCAAGGUCUCCAGCAGGUCCGUGUCUCUCCAGUGGAGAACUUUGGGGUCACCCUGUAACUUCAGCCUCAUCUAUAGCAGUGACAUGUCAGGGGUCGCAUUGUGCCACCCCACGCGGAUAGACAACAUCACCUAUGGAUGUUACCCCAAGGAUUUACAAGCGGGAACCAUCUAUAACUUCAGGAUUGUGUCUCUGGAUAGAGAAGAGAGAACUGUAGUCUUGCAAACAGAUCCUUUACCUCCUGCUAAGUUUGAAGUGAAUAAAGAGAAGACUACUUCAACCAGUCUGCAUGUUUGGUGGACUCCUUCUUCUGGAAAAGUCACCCGCUAUGAGUUGGAGUUAUUUGACAAUAGCCACAAGAUACAGGAGACCCAAAUUCAAGAAAGUACUUCCUGGAGCGAACAUACAUUUUUUAACCUCACUGCUGGUAAUAAAUACAAUAUUGCCAUCACAGCUGUUUCUGGAGAGAAACGUUCCCUUACAGUUUAUACCAAUGGAUCAACAGUGCCAUCUCCGGUGAAAGAUAUCAGUAUUUCAGCCAAAACCAAUUCUCUCUUGAUUUCCUGGUCCCAUGGCUCUGGGAAUGUGGAAAGAUACCAGCUGACGCUCAUGGAUAAAGAGACCCUAGUUCAUGGCAGUGUUGUGGACAGACAUGCUACUUCUCAUACUUUCCACGGACUGACACCUGGCCACCUCUAUAACCUGACCAUUGUGACUGAGGCUGCAGGGCUGCAAAACUACAGAUGGGCACUGGCCAGGACGACCCCCAUGGAAGUCUCAAAUCUGAAGGUGACAAAUGAUGGCACUUUGACCUCUCUAAAAGUCAAGUGGCAAAGACCUUCUGGAAAUGUGGAUUCCUACAACAUUACCCUGUUUCACAAAGGGACUAUCAAAGAAUCCAGAACACUAGGACCCCGGGUUACUGAAACUCAAUUCAAAGACUUAACCCCUGGAAGACUUUACCAAGUUACUAUCAGCUGUAUCUCCGGUGAAUUGUCUGCUCAGAAGAUGGCAGUGGGCAGAACAGUUCCAGAGCAAGUUGGGAACCUGGAAGCAAACAGCAAUGGUUCGAUAAGGUCCCUACUAGUGAGCUGGUCGCCCCCUGCUGGAGACUGGGAGCAGUAUCGUAUCCUGCUCUUCAAUGAUUCUGUGGUGCUGCUCAACAUCACGGUGGGAAAGGAGGAAACACACUAUGUCAUAGAUGACUUGGGGCUCAUACCAGGAAGACAGUAUGAGGUAGAAGUCACUGUUGAGAGUGGAAAUCUGAAGAAUUCUAAGCGUUGCUAUGGCAGGACAGCGCCCCUGGCUGUCCUCCAGCUUCGUGUCAAACACGCCAACGAAACCUCACUGGGUGUCAUGUGGCAGACGCCCAUAGCAGAAUGGGAGAAAUACAUCAUUUCACUAGCUGACAGAGACCUCUUACUCAUCCACAAGUCACUCCCCAAAGAUGCCAAAGAAUUCACUUUUACUGACCUGGUGCCUGGACGAAAAUACAUAGCUACAGUCACCAGUAUUAGUGGAGACUUAAAAAAUUCAUCUUCGACUAAAGGAAGAACAGUGCCUGCCCAAGUGACUGGCUUGUAUGUGGCCAACCAAGGGACAACCAGCAGUCUGUUUACUAACUGGACCCAGGCACUGGGAGACAUAGAGUUCUACCAAGUCUUACUGAUCCAUGAAAACGUGGUCAUCAAAAACGAAAGUGUCUCCAGUGAGACCAGCAGAUACAGCUUCCACUCCCUCAAAUCAGGCAGUCUCUACUCCGUGGUUGUAACAACAGUAAGCGGAGGAAUCUCAUCCCGACAAGUGGUGGUGGAGGGAAGGACAGUCCCAUCCAGUGUGAGUGGAGUGACGGUGAACAAUUCUGGUCGGAACGACUACCUGAGCAUCUCCUGGCUGCCGGCUCCCGGAGAUGUAGAUAACUAUGUGGUGACCCUCUCUCAUGGCAGCAGGGUAAUUCAGUCCCUCAUCAUUGCCAAGUCUGUCAGCGAAUGUUCCUUCAGCUCCCUUACUCCAGGCCGCCUCUACAAUGUGACCAUAACUACAAGGAGUGGCAAGUAUGAAAACCAUUCCUUCGGCCAGGAGCGAACAGUGCCUGACAAGGUCCAGGGAGUCAGUGUUAGCAACUCAGCCAGGAGUGACUAUUUAAAGGUAUCCUGGCUACAUGCUACUGGAGAUUUUGAUCACUAUGAAGUCACCAUUAAAAACAAAAACAACUUCAUUCAAACCAAAAGCAUUCCCAAGGCUGAAAACGAGUGUGUAUUUGUUAAGUUAGUCCCUGGACGGUUGUACAGUGUUACUGUUAGUACAAGAAGUGGACAAUAUGAAGCCAGUGAACAAGGGAAUGGAAGAACAAUCCCAGAGCCCGUUAGGGAUCUAACAUUGCGGAAUAGGAGCACUGAGGACCUUCUGGUGACUUGGUCACGAGCUGACGGGGAUGUUGAUCAAUAUGAGAUCCAACUGCUGUUCAAUGAUAUGAAAGUAUUUCCACCUUUUCACCUUGUAAAUACUGCAACUGAGUAUCGAUUCACCUCCCUGACCCCAGGGCGCCAGUAUAAAAUCCUUGUCUUGACCAUCAGUGGAGAUGUACAGCAGUCAGCCUUCACUGAGGGCUUCACAGUUCCAAGCACUGUCAAAAAUAUUCACAUUUCUUCCAAUGGGGCGACAGACAGCCUGACAGUCAACUGGACUCCUGGUGGGGGCGAUGUUGAUUCUUACACCGUGUCAGCGUUCAGACAGAAUCAAAAGGUUGAGUCUCAGACUAUCUCCAAGCACGUCUCUGAGCACACAUUCCAUAGACUGGUGGCAGGGGAACAGUACCAGAUUGUGAUUGCCUCGGUCAGUGGGUCCCUAAGGAACCAGAUAGACGCCGUUGGGCGGACAGUUCCAGCAUCUGUCCAGGGAAUAGUUGCAAACAACGCAUACAGCAGUCAUUCCUUAACCGUAAGUUGGCAAAAGGCUGUUGGUGUGGCAGAAAGAUACGAGAUCCUGCUUCUAAGUGAAAAUGGGAUCCUUCUGAGUAACACGUCAGAGCCAGCCUCCACCACGCAGCACAAAUUUGAAGACCUAACACCGGGAACAAAGUACAAGAUUCAGAUCUUAACUGUCAGUGGAGGUCUCUUCAGCAAAGAAGCCCAAACUGAAGGCCGAACAGUCCCAGCAGCUGUCACCAAUCUGAGGAUCGUAGAGAACUCCACCAGACACCUGACCUUAAGCUGGACCACCUCAGAAGGGGAACUCAACGGGUACAACAUCUUUCUGUAUAACCCAGAUGGAACGCUUCAGGAGAGAGCUCAAGUCAACCCACGAAUCCAGAGUAUCUCUUUCCAGAACCUGCUGCAAGGCCGAAUGUACAAAAUGGUGAUAGUAACUCACAGUGGGGAGCUGUCUAAUGAGUCUUUCAUAUUCGGUAGAACAGUCCCAGCUUCUGUGAGUAACCUCCGGGGAUCCAAUCGGAACAUGACAGACAGUCUCUGGUUCAGCUGGAGUCCAGCCUCUGGGGACUUCGAUUUUUAUGAGCUAAUUCUGUACAACCCCAAUGGCACGAAGAAGGAAAACUGGAAAGACAAGAACCUGACAGAGUGGCGUUUCCACGGCCUCAUUCCUGGAAGGAAGUACACGCUGUGUGUGGUAACUCACAGCGGGGACCUCAGGAACAAGCUCAUGGGGGAGAGCAGAACAGCCCCAAGUCCUCCCAGUCUUAUCUCAUUUGCUGAUGUUACAAACACAUCCUUGGCCAUCACCUGGAAGGGGCCACCAGACUGGACAGACUACGAUGACUUUGAGCUACAGUGGUUCCCCAGAGAUGCCAUCACGGUCUUCAACCCCUACAGCAAUAGAAAAUCGGAAGGACGCAUUGUGUAUGGUCUUCGUCCAGGGAGAUCCUAUCAGUUUAGUGUCAAGACUAUCAGCGGUGAUUCCUGGAAAACCUAUAGCAAACCAGUAUCUGGAUCCGUGAGGACAAAGCCAGAUAAGAUACAAAACCUGCAUUGCAGGCCUCAGAACUCCACGGCCAUUGCCUGUUCUUGGAUCCCUCCUGAUUCUGACUUUGAUGGGUAUAGCAUUGAAUGUCGGAAAAUGGACACUCAAGAAGUUGAAUUUUCCAGAAAGCUGGAGAAAGAAAAAUCUCUGCUCAACAUCAUGAUGCUGGUGCCCCAUAAGAGGUACCUGGUGUCCAUCAAGGUGCAGUCGGCUGGCAUGACCAGCGAGGUGGUUGAAGACAGCACUAUCACAAUGAUAGACCGGCCCCCUCCUCCACCUCCACAUAUCCGUGUGAAUAAAAAGGAUGUGCUAAUUAGCAAAUCUUCCAUCAACUUCACUUUCAACUGCAGCUGGUUCAGCGACACCAAUGGAGCUGUGAAAUACUUCACAGUGGUAGUGAGAGAGGCUGAUGGCAGUGAUGAGCUGAAGCCAGAACAACAGCACCCUCUGCCCUCCUACCUAGAAUACAGGCACAAUGCCUCCAUCCGAAUGUAUCAGACCGAUUACUUUGCCAGCAAAUGUGCCGAAAGUCCCGACAGCAACUCCAAGAGUUUUAACAUUAAGCUUGGAGCAGAGAUGGAGAGCCUGGGUGGAAAAUGCGAUCCCAAUCAGCAAAAAUUUUGUGACGGACCACUGAAGCCGCGCACUGCCUACAGAAUCAGCAUUCGGGCUUUUACACAGCUGUUUGAUGAGGACCUGAAGGAGUUCACGAAGCCCCUCUACUCAGACACAUUUUUCUCUUUGCCUAUCACCACCGAGUCAGAGCCUUUAUUUGGAGUUAUUGAAGGUGUGAGUGCCGGUCUGUUCUUAAUUGGCAUGCUGGUGGCCAUUGUUGCCUUAUUCAUCUGCAGACAGAAAGCUAGCCUUGGUCGAGAAAGGCCCUCUGCCCGCCUGAGCAUUCGCCGGGAUCGACCAUUAUCUGUCCACUUGAACCUGGGCCAGAAAGGUAACCGGAAAACGUCUUGCCCAAUAAUAAUAAAUCAGUUCGAAGGGCACUUCAUGAAGCUGCAAGCUGAUUCCAACUACCUUCUAUCCAAGGAAUACGAGGACUUGAAAGACGUGGGUCGAAACCAAUCAUGUGACAUUGCACUCUUGCCGGAGAACAGAGGGAAAAAUCGAUACAACAAUAUAUUGCCCUAUGAUGCCUCUCGAGUGAAGCUGUCCAAUGUAGAUGAUGACCCGUGCUCAGACUACAUCAAUGCCAGCUACAUCCCUGGCAACAACUUCAGAAGAGAAUACAUUGCUACUCAGGGACCUCUUCCUGGCACGAAGGAUGACUUCUGGAAAAUGGCGUGGGAACAGAAUGUUCACAACAUCGUCAUGGUGACCCAGUGUGUGGAGAAGGGCAGGGUAAAGUGUGACCAUUACUGGCCAGCAGACCAGGAUUCCCUCUACUAUGGGGACCUCAUCCUGCAGAUGCUCUCAGAGUCUGUGCUGCCUGAGUGGACCAUCCGGGAGUUUAGGAUAUGCAGCGAGGAACAGCUCGAUGCACACAGACUCAUCCGCCACUUUCACUACACAGUGUGGCCAGACCACGGGGUCCCAGAAACCACCCAGUCCCUGAUCCAGUUCGUGAGAACCGUCAGGGAUUACAUCAGCAGAAGCCCUGGUGCCGGGCCCACCGUGGUGCACUGCAGUGCCGGUGUGGGUAGGACUGGAACCUUUAUCGCAUUGGACAGAAUCCUCCAGCAAUUAGACUCCAAAGACUCUGUGGACAUUUAUGGAGCGGUGCACGACCUAAGACUUCACAGGGUUCACAUGGUCCAGACCGAGACACGGGCUAUUCAAGGCAUUGAGAAUGUAUCUGAAGAUCUCUUGGAUAAAAACUAUGCACUGUGUGAUUUUUUAAAAAAUUUGCUUCAUGCCCUACAGAGGUUCCAGCUAUUUCUGUUGUCGCUAUGUAUAAUUUAUUAAUCUGGAGAAUUUUAAAGAAUUUAUGUAAUUUAAAGGUAACAGAUAUUAUUGUACAUAGUUGUAUUUUGUAGUUUCUUCUGUAAAUAUGUAUUUUUUUCAUAAUGUUUAAUAUUAAGCUUUAUAUAAUACUAUGUUUCCACAGUAAAGUGUUCAUGGAUUCUUCUCCAUAAACUAAUUCAACCUGUAUAACAGGACUCCUGGUAAAACAUGUCUGGAGGGGGUUGCAGAGGCAAUCCCAUGGGCCAUGGUUUUGACCUGUUUUGAUAUUUACUGGUCAGGGUAAAGGACAGGGCUGGAGAAAGUGUGUAAGACACCUGGCUUUGCUGCAUUGCUGUUCUAGGAAUGUAGAGAUCCAAAGAUGAUCCAAAUGCUAUUUGGACAAAUGUAACAGUAAAAAAAAAAAAAAAAAAAAAAGAACUGGGGGGAAGCACGAAAGCUGAAGCCGGUGGUUAUUGCUAAACUACUUCAUCCUCCCCUUCCUUCUGCCAGAGGUUCAAGCCAAAGUGGUCAGUUCAGGGGCCGUGUAACUUGCAGAGAAGUCCGGGCUGCAGGAUUGAGGGUUCUGAUAGAGAACAAUCCAAACAGAAGGGAUGAAUUCCUUACAUCAAGGAUGCCUCCUGUACCCCUGACUGGAAACAAAAUCAACAUGCAAGGUGCCAUCUGUAGUGACUGGAGAUGAUUUCACUGCAUUCGGUGUGUGAACAUACAAACCCAUACUGUAAUGAGUGUGUUGGUUGAUGUA
Messenger RNA from Herpailurus yagouaroundi (jaguarundi), 7446 nucleotides. RefSeq names its product protein tyrosine phosphatase receptor type B (gene PTPRB). The record is from RefSeq and is a predicted model, not a curated record. Bases 60 to 6704 code for a protein of 2214 amino acids. Gene Ontology annotation, biological process: angiogenesis; peptidyl-tyrosine dephosphorylation involved in inactivation of protein kinase activity. Gene Ontology annotation, cellular component: signaling receptor complex. The transcript has 33 exons. Gene Ontology annotation, molecular function: protein tyrosine phosphatase activity; cadherin binding. NCBI's taxonomy places the organism in Eukaryota, Metazoa, Chordata, Mammalia, Carnivora, Felidae.